Messenger RNA from Lytechinus pictus (painted urchin), 5406 nucleotides. Its product is annotated as ATR-interacting protein-like. The transcript has 14 exons. The record is from RefSeq and is a predicted model, not a curated record. Lineage: Eukaryota; Metazoa; Echinodermata; Echinoidea; Temnopleuroida; Toxopneustidae. The coding region runs from base 147 to 3191 and encodes 1014 amino acids. Gene Ontology annotation, biological process: DNA repair; DNA damage checkpoint signaling.
AAUCUUUGAAUAACAUGGCGCUGAUCUGAAAGCUACAUGAUGCUGAUGUCCUCACGGUAGUGUGAACAUGUGACUGGUAACAACAUCUCACUAUCAAUAGUAUGAUCUGUACGAACUAAGUAAAACUGAACAGAUCAAGUGUACCAAUGGCAUUCCCUGCCCCAAAGAAGAAAGCAAGAAUAAGCAUGGAAAGUGGAUCAGCUGAAGUUGAUCCAUUUAAAGAUUUUGAGGAUGAGGAAAGUUUCACAGCAGAUGACCUGGAGCAAAUUGACAUUAUCGAAUCCCAAGCCAUGAGCCAAAUACCCAAGGAAGACACCUCCCUUGCAACAACAUCCACCAAACCACAUGUAAAUGGGGCAAAUGUGGCACCCAACUUUUCAUUCAAGCCUCUAACUUCCAGGUCGCCAAAUGUUCCUAGAAAGUCAAGUGCCAAUUUCCAACAGAAAACUUUGAAUAGGCCUCCUUCGAUAUCUAGCCAUGGUCAGACCAAAAGACAGACAAACAUCACCGUGCCUGUUGCCGGACUAAGUUCCUCUAAAAUCUAUACCGGGUAUCUGCCCCCUUCUCAGGACAAGAUGAGAAGUUCCCCACCAUUUAUAUCCAGUCAGAAUAGAUUCAAGAAAGGAGUGGAGGCUCAACCCACCUGUAAAAACCCUCGCCUUCAGCAAUCUAAUGUGAGCUUACCACUUCACAAGAAAGAAUCUCCACAAUCUCAGGGAUUUGGGGUAUCUCACACUCUGCUGCCUCAAGACUCUGAUCAUCAGCAGUCAACCUGCAAACCAUUCCAGAAUGCUGUUCCUACUAAAGAGUUACGUCACAGUCUUUCAGCCCAGACGAUAGCUCAAGGAGGGGCACAGAGCAAGAGCCUUACUCCUCCAAAAGGAUGCACUUCUUCAGGUACACCAAGUCUUCCCAUACAAGGCAAUUCAGGAGAUGCACAGAGGUUAGCUCAAGAGUUGGAAAGAAUGAAGGAAGAGCUAGAAAAUUUGAAAUCUGAAAGAUUUUCCAAAGAUGGUGAGAUUCAAGUCCUGAGGCAGAACCUUGGAAAAUACAAAGCUGAAGUCAGUCGGUUGAAAAUAGAGAGAGUUGAAAAUGAGGAGAAGCUAAAGAGGGAGCAGACAGAGAAUGAUAAAAAGUUGACUAAAGAGGCAGAGAGUCUAAAAACACAACUUCAGUUCAAGGAGAGGGAGUUGGCAGAAGCCCAGAAUUCAUUUCGCAGUCUAGAGCAACGCCUUCAAACCAAUAACAACAGUAUCACAAGCAAGCACCCUGUUACCCCACCUCGUAACAGCCCCCAUUUAAAGAGAUCCUUGAUGGGGGAAAGAGAGCAGGCCUCUGGUACUACGCCUCAACAAGAAGGGGGAUUCCCCACCAGGGAGAGUUUCAUGCAGACAAACCCUGCCCUGGGCUCACCAGCCAAGGUCAAGAUGAGGCUUGUAGAAGAAGGUUGCACAAGCAAGGGGAAUCUACGCAGCCCCAAACGUGUUGCAAGCAGAAGUCCAGCCAGAAGCCCCAAGGUUGUUAUGAAGCAGAGGAAGGUUUCAUCCAGCAAGACCAAUCUGAGGAGAGAUAUUGCUGUCUCCACCAAGCUAACUCUGACAUCUAGAUAUCCAAGUGGUCAUAUUUCUUCAAGUCAAUUAAUUGGACGGCUCAUUGGCCAACCUCAUCCCCAGGAUUACAAUGCUUCAUUACUUACUCAGGGUUCUCUCAUCAGUACUCUUCAUGCAGCUGAGUCUAAGAGCUGCCUAAUACUCAGGAACAGUGAUGAUAGUUCAAGCAUCCCAGCAGCUAAGUUAUUACAGACUGGAGAAGGAAACAGUACAUCUUCAAAACCAAACAAGAAUCAUGAAUCUGCUAUGAGAGCAUUAUCUUCAAUCUUGAACUUAUCUUCCUCAUCCACAAAUAAUUGUUGUGCUAACAAACCUACCUCUUCCAAAAUGGAAGAUUCUGAACAAGAGCAGAUUGAGGCCUUCAAUGUGAACCAUUCCAAUGCAAUAUUAGGGGUGCUUCCUCUUCUGGAGGACCAGCUUACAGAAUAUAUAGACUUGAUGCAUUUAAUGAGCGUUUGCUCCUCAAGUUUGGCAUCUACCUGUCCCAGCAGCAGUGGAGAUGGAGCUGGGCGAUGCUUGAAUGGUUCUUUUGAUACUGUUGCUAAAGAUGAACAGAUACAGUUUGAGAUAAAAGAAUCGCAAGCAGUAAAUGCUUUACAUACCCUGCACUGUUUAGUGAGCUACAGUCAAAUUGCAGCUACUCAUGUCAUCCAAGGUAGUGGAGAAAGUGGUGGUGAUCUCUCAAUAAUGGAAAUAGACCCCUCAGCGCCUCUUAUUGAUCCCACACAAGCCCCUGGGCGGUCAAUAUCCCAGCAACAGAUGUCCUGUCCGGCUAACAUACCAUCUGCAUUGUUUAACCUUCCAAGAUGUCAGAUCUUGAUGAGACUGAUAAAGAUCAUUAAUAGCAUACAGCCUUCAGAAGGACAGGGACCUUUGGUGCUAGAUACUGCUAUUAGGAUACUCUUAGAACUUACUAGGAGAUUGCCUAUAGAAGAUGCUUUCAGGCUAUCUGAACUAUUGGAAUCAGAUUUCCUCCAUCCACUGUUAACGUGUGACUAUCCUAACACUCUCUGUGCUGUGCUUACAAUACUCUCAUCACUUGCCUCCAAAUCUUGGAACCUUGCCCAGAAAUUGUGUACACAUUCAGACACUUGUUUCCUGCUUCAAGUAUAUCAGUGUGCUAGUUGUGGACUGAACAAAUGUAAUACUGUAGACAGGAUGCAAAUAGUUGGCAAGAUCAUUGAUCUUCUGACAUGUAUAACAUCUGUGCAUGAGGAUGGAGCAGCUUUUUUACUUGAUACUGAUUGUCAGUGUAGUGAAGAGGUUGUCUCUUCUAUGGUAAUCAUGUUAUCAAGAGAGUUCAGAUCUAUUGAUCCAGACUGUGAUCUUCAAAGUCAUAGAAUGUUGAUAAUCCGAAAGGGACUUCUUCCACUCCACUCUCUGUACAUGGAUAGUAAUUUCACUGACCAUCGACUGGAAGCAGAACAACAGUACAAUCAUCUCAUUACAGAGAUGAACAGACUGUUAUCAACCCUUGCAGUGAUACAUAGGCAUGAAGUUGGGUUCCUCCAAGACUUUGAAGGGUCAGAUGAAGAUGAUUUGGAUCAGGAUAGUCAAGAGCAGCAAAUGGAUGUUAAUUAAAAUACUAUACAGAGAUAUCAAUCAUAUCCAAGUUCUUCGCUGGUAGUUUUAUGUUAUUGUCGGAUCAAAUCAUUUGAUGGAUAAUAUUCAAAGACUGCAUUUUUAACAUUAACUUUACAGCUAUUAAGUUGAACAAAUCUGCAAUUGAAAAACGACUUCAUUGGAACAUAAUAAGACACAAAAUAUUAUGUUGUUGAUCAAGAGAAAGAAUGGUUCAUGGUAUUUAGAUAAUAAAAUGAAAGUGAAGAUUCUCUUUAGCCCAUGUCUGAGGAGUUGAAUGUAAGUAUAUAAAGAAAAAAAAACCCUGUAGAUCUGACUUUUCAACCUAAACUAUAGAUCUAGAGCAGAGUACUUAUGCAUUGUGCUGUGGAAUACAUUGAUGGGAAAAGUUUGAUUGAAAGAAUAAAAAUGUUGGAAAAUUACUUUUGGAGGUACCAAGUACACAUUUGCUCUUCCAAAGGGUGGCAUUACUCUGUCAUACUUCAGAUUUGAUGUUAUAAUUGUCACAAAAGCAGAAAAUCCUUUUUGGGAGAUUUUUUUUUUGCAGAUGCCAACCAGUAUGAUUUUAUUGUUUUUAAGUACUACAAAACAAGUAAAUUACACUGUAAUAAAAAAAAUGAUUAGACACUCAAGAUCUUGUAGUGCUUUGAUAUAAUAUAGGAGAGCCCUACAGUCAUUGAUCUACAAUUGAAUUGUACUAGGUUGGUACUAGGAGUGGUUUUCAUAAUCAUGUAUGUAAAUUGUGUACAGUAGACAUUAGACAAAGAAAGAUGAAGAAUUAUUUAAAGAUCCAUUGUGUAGGUGAUGUACAUGUAGGCAAUUUCUAUUCAGGUUAUACCCACUGUAAGAUGUGAAGUAUCACAUUCAUUGCACCAUUUAAAUGAAAAUGAUUUUUACCUUAAAUUGCCUUUGCUAUUUCUUUCAAAUAUGUAUUAUGUAUGAAGCAGCAAACUAAUCAUUGCAGCAUCAAGUUCUUAGCCUCUUACAACUGUAUCAUAUUAAUCUCCUAGUACCUAGUACUCUGUAAAGCACCUAUUCACAUGACAUCGUUCUGUCUUUGUUAAAAAAAAAGUACUAAGAGCAUACCUUGAAUAUUGAUUCUUGCAGAGACAGCAUGUGUUAUUGCUGUUCAGAAGAAAUGCUCCUUUCUUUUUGUUUGUUUAUCCAGCACAAGUAUUCAGUUAUUAGUCUUUGAUUUGUAAUGAUUUUCUGUUUUGCAUGAGUCAUGCUAUGGGAUCAAAUUCCUGCACUAAACUAAUCCUUAACCCUAAGAAGACUGGGGGGGGGGCUGAUUCAGCCCCCCCUCGACAUUUUUUGACCGCGUCACUCGCUGACUUUUUACUUUCAAGUCUCGUGCAACUUUUGAGACCAAAAUUGUGACCCCCGGGUACGCUGUUCCGAAAUUACACAACAUUUCGUAAGCGCAUGCAGACCCAGAAUUACUCAAAAACGUGAAUUUGUGUACAAAUCCAAUGCAAAUAGUGUUUUUAGCCAAAAUUUAAAAUGUAUCAUUAUUUUUCCUUUUACUGCUUAAAAUCAAUUUUAAUUUUAUCUUGUUAAUGGUCAAAAUAAAAAUCCCCGACAAUUUCCAUUGAAAAAACAUUAAAAACAAAAAGUCGAAAAACAAAGAAAUACAUAAGAAAUUUAGAAAACAAUAGCAUACAUAAGAAAAUAAACGUGAUGUUAAAAUUUUUGAAAAAUAAAUUUGAUCAGAUGCCUAUCUAGAGUAUAUGAAACAAAAAUUAGCAUUUUAGGGGUAUUAUUUUAUUAAUUAGAGCAAACUUAUGAUUUUACGCAUAAAUUAGCAUAAUUAAUGAGCAAUGAGAUUUUUCACAGAAUUUGAUAUUAUAGUUUUUUAGAUAAUGCCAUGGGUAACGCGUGUGCCAAUUUUCGUCGCGAUCGCGCGAUCGACGGCCGUGAUCAUAAGGAGGGCUGAAUCAGCCCCCCCCCCCCCCCAUCUUAGGCGUCGAAAUAGCCCUGGGGCGGUAUUCUGAGGUCAUUUUAUCUUUAAAAUAUUUUAUUUUAUCUCUUAAAAUUAAAUUGGUAUUCUGAGAUGACAUUUUAUCUCUCAGAUAAAAUUCAAAAUUUUAUCUUGCUUAUAAAUUUUAUCUUGCGUAUCUAUGAUGAUACGCAACAGAGCAGUGCCUGCGUAGACAUACACAUUGCGUAUCUGGACAUUGCAACGCAGAUGAUGUGCUUGCGCCCAAGUUACUUU